This is a messenger RNA of Dracunculus medinensis (Guinea worm), 1518 nucleotides long. The record is from the annotation of a GenBank genome assembly. Lineage: Eukaryota; Metazoa; Nematoda; Chromadorea; Rhabditida; Dracunculidae.
AUGUCGCUUAUAAUUACGGAAAUGGACAAAAAAUUAAGUGACGAUCAUGAAGAAAUAGAAGAAAACGAAUAUAAAAAGAUGACGGCGGAAAAUUCACACCUAACUCGAUAUCAAACACUUUUAAGAAAUCAUUUGUCGAACUUGAACGAUCAACUUGAACUACAAAUUAAAGAUCAGCGUUUGCUUAUCAAGGAAAACAACCAAUCUAUUGAAGAAAAGCAACAAAAACUGGAAAACAUCAAACGAGAAUGCAAAAAAUUUAGCGUAAAAAACAAUGUGAAAAGCGUCGAAAUUGAUGAAAAGCAAAUUGAGCGACAGCAGUUGAUGGAAAAUAUUGUCAGUAUUAAUAAAAGAAUGGAGAACGAUGAUAGAGAAUUUAAAAGCAAUGAAAAAAAAGAAAUAGAACUGCGCGAAUUACUUAGUAAAAUCAAUAUUAGUAUUGGUGAUGCAUUUAGUAUAAAUCACGAAUUGAACAGAAAUGAAGAAAAUAAUGUGAAAGUCACAAAAAGAAUUUUUUCACAAUCACAACAUCAGUUUAAUUCAAUGAACAAUGAGAAACUCUUACAAACCAAUUACAUAAAUCGUCUGAAGCGCGAUGUAAAAGCAGCGGAAGCUGAAUUAUCUACAACAGCUAAAAAAUUGGAUAGAAUUGAAAGGAUGAUCGAAGAGGACUCAACUGCAUUAGAAAACCAGUGGAAGAAUUUAACGAGAAAUCAAAAAAGAAGUGAAGAAAAAAUUCGUUUCAAUGAAUCUUCUGCUUUGAAAGAAAAAGAAAAUAUAAAAUUGCUAAAGCGGAAAGGAAAACAACUGGACGCGGAACAAAUUAAAAUUGAGCAUGAAAUUGAGGAAAUUGAACGAAAAAAUUUUUUCAUUCAUGAAAUCGGAAUUUUUUCAAAAAAAUUGGAUAAUUUCGCCGAUUUAAUUUCACGAAAGAAAUUGAUUGUAGAGAAGUUUAAAAAAGAUUUACAAAGCGCUGAAAAAAAAUCGGCAAAUGCGCUAAAGCAAGAAAUAAUUUCAUUGAAAAAAAAAGAAGAAUAUAUUAGUGACAAUAUCAAAUCACUUGAAGCUAAGCUCAGUGCUUAUAACAAUAAUAUUAACGAAAGCAAACAAAAUAUUGAACAAUUUGCGAAUGUUGUCGAAAAUUUGGAAAGAAAUUUACAGCACAUCCAAGAAGAAAGUGUUAAAUUAAGUGAAAAAUAUAAAACUGACAGAAGUACAAAUGAAUUAAGGGAAAAAACAAAAUUGGAAAGAAAUAGCAAUAUUGAUUUAAGGCAAAAAAUAAACAUUGAUCGACAAAAAGCUGAAAAAUUAAGAUGUGAACUUGAAGUAUGGAAGGAAAAGCUGGAAGAUUUAGAAAAUGGCGAAAAACUAGCGAUGUUUGGACAAAAUGACCAUCGCAUAAUAGAAAUAAGGCAAUUAAAAAAUUAUUACUCUGAUAUACAAAAAAAAAUUCGCAACGUACAGAAGGAUAUUAUUGAUACUAAUGCAGAAUAUGUCAAAUUGCGCAGCUCUACCUAA